This is a messenger RNA of Hirundo rustica (Barn swallow), 2073 nucleotides long. RefSeq names its product pyroglutamylated RFamide peptide (gene QRFP). The transcript has 2 exons. NCBI's taxonomy places the organism in Eukaryota, Metazoa, Chordata, Aves, Passeriformes, Hirundinidae. The record is from RefSeq and is a predicted model, not a curated record. Gene Ontology annotation, molecular function: orexigenic neuropeptide QRFP receptor binding. The coding region runs from base 65 to 445 and encodes 126 amino acids.
GGCCGCUCGCCUGGACACAGGGCGGGCAGAGAGGUGCCAGGGGUGGCAGCACCAAGGGGCAGAGAUGAGAGCACCCUACUCGCUGUCCUGCCUCUUCCUCCUGAGCCUGGGAGCCUGCUUCCCUCCCGGCGAGCGGUGGGAGCCGGGAGAGCCCGGGGAAGGAGCUCUGCUCGGUCCCGGCUGGCAAACGGCGGCGGAGGGCCGGGGUCCCGGCUGGAGGGCAGGGGCAAAGCGGAGGAGAAGCGAGGAGCUGGAAGCGCUGCUGAGCAUCGCCCGGGAGCUGCGGGCACACGGCAGGGCCGGGCAGCGGCCGGGCAGACGCGGGGACCCCGAGCUGGUGCCCAUCGGAGGGGAGAAGCGCAGCGGCACCCUGGGGAACCUGGCAGAGGAGCUCAACGGCUACAACAGGAAAAAAGGAGGCUUCACCUUCCGCUUUGGGAGAUGAGAGCUUGGACUCGAUUCCCCACCUCCCGCGGGUCAUCCCCGUCCCGUCCUUCCCUUCCCUCUCACCUGGGUUUGCUCGGACUAAAGGGUAUUGGGGGGUUUUGCUGCUGCCUUUGCUCCGCUCCCAGCUCUGCUCUAGAUCUCCCAUCCCUGCUCCCGACCUGGAAUGGAAGAAGAGGACGGUGCCUUGAGGAGAAAUGACCAAAUCCCUUCCCUGAUCACGCACAGCUUUUGCUGGGGCACAGGGAAGGGCCUGGUGCUGGGUCUGCGGUGCUGGCAGAGAGCAGGGAUGGCACAACAGGACAGGCAGCAAGGCUGGAGGGUUGCAGCAGGGUAGUUCUGGUGCUGAGAGUCCCUGGGGACUGCCUGUAGUCCAGGGCCAGCCGUCAGGGAGGAGAGGGUCCCUCAGAGCUCUCCACCGAGCUGCUGCUCUCCUGCCUAUUAAGCAAAAGUCCCUCCGGCAGCAAAUUCUGCGUAGUGUCAAGAUGCCUCUUACACGAGGCAGCUCCUGCCUGCAAAACCAGGGCAGAGCAGCGGGGUUCGAGAAAACCUUGUCCUUAGCAACCCCAGGUGUGAGCACAGAAUCCUGCCCUGGCACCGCCGGUCCUGCUCGUGCCCCGACCCCCAGACUCCUCACUGGGGUGAGAGAGAUACCUGAGAUCCCCGAGACAUUCCUGACCUUCAGUGUCCUUGUCACAGCGCCCCAGCUCCUGCCUGACAGCCCGGCCCUUCCCAGCGCCCUCCUGGCCUCAUCACCGCCUAACCCCAGCUGUAGCUGCUGCAGAACUUGGGCGCAGAGGGACAGAAACAAGAACUUCUGCACCUACCAGGAGCACUGAGAGGUGCUCAGUGUCACUGGUGCUCCAGUGGUGCAGCUUUGGGAACCAUUAGCCCCAAAAUUCAGCACGGGAAGAGCCCCACUGCCCAGGCACUGCCUUCCCCUCGUUUGGGCAGAUUUAGCUCUGCCAGUCCCAGUGUUUUCUCCGUGCCUGCCAGAGGCAGCAGCAAUCAGAGCUCUAACUACCUGCUGCAGGCACUAACGGCAACUUACACACUGAGCCACUGCUGAUAUUUCAUUGCAGGCACAAAAAUGAGCCCGGAGAUGAUUUGCAAGCGCUAAAUUGCACCCUCAAAAAUCAGAGACCGUGGCGGGACUUGGUUGGAGGAGUAAAAAGAUUUAAAAAAAAAAAACCCUAAAUCAGGCUGCAAGAGAUGCAUUGUAAUAUCCAUCAAGCAGACAGACCACUUAAUGCAGUGCUGCGUGAGUCGCUCUGGCAGCAGGAGCAGUGAGUGAGGCUGAAUGGAGGAGCUGGAACCCAGGGGAAAACACUCGUGGGGCAGCAGGUCCGGGGAGCACUGGGGGCAGGGGAGCAGGCUCGUCCAGGGAGGGAGCAGAACGGGAGGAAUUCCAGGCUUGCAGACAGUGCCAGGAUUAUUUGGCCCUCACGAGAGGACUGCCAAGGUGAGGAAGGGCAUUUCCUCCCCCUGCAUCCCUGCCCAUCUCCCACCGGCGAGCACAGCAGCGACCACCGACGGCUCUCGGGGUGGCCGAGCCCACGCAGGCCCCCACCCCAGGCACCCCCAAACCCAUCCCCGUCCCUCUCAAUCCCCCCUGUCUGGAUCGGGACG